Diversispora eburnea is the source of this 2883-nucleotide messenger RNA. The record is from the annotation of a GenBank genome assembly. NCBI's taxonomy places the organism in Eukaryota, Fungi, Glomeromycota, Glomeromycetes, Diversisporales, Diversisporaceae.
AUGGAUAGUUAUCCCCAAGAAUUUAUUUACCAUCAUGUUCCUUUGAUGUUUGUUAUGGGUUUAGGUACUAUGAAAGAUUUAACUGAACAAGUUACUAUAACUUCACCAACUUCACCUGUUAGUCCAAAGUCAGUUCAUUCAAGACAAAGCUCUUUUAGUAGUACAACUUCCGUUUUGACGAAACAUCAAUUAUCAAAAACAUUGUUAAGUUUAUUAACAGCAAAAAGUCAAAAUGGUAUUUGGGAAUCGGGAAAAAUUGCUAAUCCAAUUUUUCAUGUAAUGGCAGUUGAUAAGUCAUAUCAAUUUCCACCUCGUAAACCAAUGGUUCGUCCUCAACAAAUUCCACCUAUUUCCAAUCCCCAUUCAUCUCUUUCUCCUCUUAAUCCAAAUUCUCCGGUUUACCCUGAUGGAUUAAUUCCACCAGCUUGGGUUCAUAAACAUCGUGAAAUAUUACCAAGUGUUUUUGUUGGAUUUUAUGAUUUAUGGCAUAAAUCUUUAGACAUUAAAUUAGAUGUUGAAUCAGAUAAUUUAUUAAAUGAAAAAGAUGAUUCAUCUUCAAUAUUACAAGAACCAUUAGGUACAUCUGAACCAAUUGAAAAAGAAAAGGAUUUAAAUUUAGGUUUGGAAAUAAAUGAAAAAAGAAAAUCUUUAUAUGAGAGAGGAAUUAAGUUUGCUGUUGUCAUACUUCUUAGAUCACAACAUUUAGAUGAACAAAUAACUGACGAUCGAUUAUCUUAUAUUCGAAAAGCAAGUGGUCUUGAAGGAAAAAGUUGUUUCUUUGCAUUGUCACCACAUGCUGAUCUGUCUGAUUUUGCUUCAAAUCUUCAAAAAGCACUUUACGAACAUGGAUUAAAUUAUUAUCGAGAACAUGGGAAACGUGUUAGAAGAAAACGAUCAAGAUUUAAUAAUCCAGGAGUGAAUUAUAUUCGUCCACCAAUUGAUCAUUCAGAUAAUGCUCCACUUGGGGUACAAGGCUGGUUGGCUCGUUAUGAUUAUAAAUUGGCAACUUUUGCUGAAUUUCGAUUACAAACGCGUAGUAAAAGAUGGAUUGAAGCAAGAAUAUUAGCCGAUUGUAUAAAUUUAAAAAUAUGUAAAAUGAAUUUAUAUAUCGAUUCACCAUCAGCUGCAAUGAUGCAAUUAAAUAAACAUUUCAACACUUUUAAUAAAUUAUGCAAUACAGUGGGAAUUGGCGAGAGUACAUUUGAAUAUUGGGCUUGGUUAUCAAGACAAUAUCGUGUCUUUGGUGAAAUGUUAGAAAUUGCCACAAGAUCAGGAUAUAACAUACCAGAUCCUUUAACCAUAACUCAUUCGACUUCAUCUGAUUAUCGAUCAAGUAGUUCAUUUGCUAAUACUGGAGUUAAUCCUUCUUUGGUUCUUCAACAUCCUGGAUUUUAUUAUCAUUUGGCUGCUAAAUAUAAUUCAAUCAGAGGUGAUAAAUUUUUGGAAAUGGAAAAGACUUUAAAGAAUUAUGAUAAAAAUUGGCAUACUAUCCUUGAAUCAAUUUUACGUUGGUCAUUAAAAUGUGCUAAAGAAUCAUCCAUUCAUAAGAAUAUUAUGGAUUAUUAUAUUGAACUUUUAUGUGACCAAUUUCAAAUGAGCGAAGAAAUGCGAGUAAAUCUUCAAAAUGAAUUCAUAAAUAUGAUGAAUAAUAAUGAAAUAACUAAUUCACUUCAUGUUGUUGAUAUGAACGACAUAAAUUCAUUUUUAAAUUGUUAUGUACAUUAUAAAGAACCCGAAACCUUUGUUGGUACAUCAACCGACUUUCAGGUUACAUUUUCAUCCCCUCCUACUACACCUCCAAUUCCUUUAAGAUUUUCAUUUCUUCGUUUUUCUUUUAAUGAUGAAUACUUUAAUCAUUAUUUGAUUGAUAAUGAACAAGAAAUAUUGUCUGCUUAUGACAAAUUACAAUUAAUAGAUUGUAAAGAUUGUCAAAGGGAAGAAAGAGAAGGUGAAGGAUAUGUUUGGGUAAAAAAUGUUGAUUUAACAAUAUCAAAAAAUUCCACAAAAGUUUUUGAAGGUUCAGUUAUACCUCGAGAAAGUGGAGAAUUGCAGCUUCGUUUUGAUGUUAAUUCUCAUCGGGAAGAAAAUUUAAAACGUAAAUGGCUUACAUUAACAAAUAAUAAAGAGCAAGAUCAACAAGGUAUAAAUCAAAAAGUUCCUCAUGCCAAACUUGAUAUAAAGGUUAAAUAUCAGGCUCCAGCACUUCUUGAUGAAUAUUUUCCUAUUGAAUUAACAAUGGUUAAUUUAGAAUCUGAUGAUAUUAAAGCCCUGUUUCAUGCUGAAAUAGUUUUAGACCCCAGUCAUAACGGAACCAAUCAUUUAAAAAACAUAGAUUUUGGAAUAAUUCCUACAAAUGGUUCAUUGGUGAAAACAAUUUUUGUGAUAGGAAAGAAAAGUACAAACAUUAGAGAUCUUAAUUUUGGGAUUUAUUAUGCAUUUGUUUCAUCCUUACCUCAAUCCUUACCACCAUCACAAGGUUGGAUUGAAAAAAGAAUGGAAAUUAGAUUAUCAUUUAUUACACCUUUUUCCAUUAAUUUUAAUAUUUCACCUCAAGGGGAAAGAUUUGUGCAAACUAAAAAAUUACAAAAAUCACAUCAUCGAAAGAUAGAAAAAUAUCUUUUGAAAGCAAGGAUAUCAAAUACUUGUCCAUGGGAUAUUAAUGUAUCUGCAAUUGAUUUAGUUUUGUUUGAUCAAGCCAAUGCUCAAACUAAAAUGGAUAUUAUUGCAUCUUCCACUGAAACAAUUAAUGAAUCUCUUGAACAAGUGUGGAAACCAGGACAUAUUUAUAAUUUCAUUUGCCUGUUAAAGUUGGUAAUUAUUGAUGAUAAAUUACUGGAUCAAAAUAUAGAUAUUGGAUUACUUGAUAUUCAAUGGAAAAGGUAA